Messenger RNA from Oreochromis aureus, 3430 nucleotides. RefSeq names its product mannosidase, alpha, class 2B, member 2 (gene man2b2). Gene Ontology annotation, molecular function: alpha-mannosidase activity; carbohydrate binding. NCBI's taxonomy places the organism in Eukaryota, Metazoa, Chordata, Actinopteri, Cichliformes, Cichlidae. The transcript has 19 exons. Gene Ontology annotation, cellular component: lysosome. Bases 23 to 3241 code for a protein of 1072 amino acids. Gene Ontology annotation, biological process: mannose metabolic process. The record is from RefSeq and is a predicted model, not a curated record.
AAAAUAUCGCUCUCACCUCCAAAUGUGCGCACUGUUUACAUUGACUGCUUCCGGUGAAAAGGUCACCGUAGCCUUUAAAAAAAGGCGACACGACAAGUCGGCGGUUUGGUGUGUCUGGGCUUCCGUCGUCAGAGUCACAUGCCGCAGCACAACAAUAAUAAGGAAGUCGGCGAAGUUAUCUAAGCCGUCUUCUCUCGUAUGGGAUUCAAAGAUGGGAUUUGUAGCGGCUGUCGUGUUUGCUGUUUGCUGCUGGUUCUCGCAUGGAGUGGCAGGGCAAGAAGAGCCGAUUCAGACAUUUGUGAUCCCCCACAGUCACAUGGAUGUUGGCUGGGUGUACACUAUCCAGGAGAGUAUGCACGCCUAUGCAGCUAAUGUGUACAGCAGUGUGACUGAGGAGCUGUCAAAGGUUAAAGAGCGCAGGUUCAUCGCUGUGGAGCAGGAGUUUUUCCGUCUCUGGUGGGACACCGUGGCCUCGGACACACAAAAGAAACAGGUACGACAGCUUAUCAAAGAAGGUCGUCUUGAGUUCAUCAUCGGAGGUCAAGUGAUGCACGAUGAGGCUGUAACUGACCUGGACGAUGACAUCUUGCAGAUGAUGGAGGGUCAUGGCUUCCUGUAUGAGACGUUUGGGGUGCGUCCUCAGUUCUCAUGGCAUGUGGAUCCUUUCGGAGCCUCUGCCACCACCCCUGUACUGUUUGCCCUGGCUGGAUUCAAUGCACAUCUCAUCUCUCGCAUUGAUUAUGACCUUAAGGAUAUCAUGCAGAAAAACAAGAAACUUCAGUUUGUAUGGCGAGGCUCUCCCUCGUUGAAAUCACAGCAAGAGAUCUUCACUCACACCAUGGACCAGUUCAGCUAUUGCACUCCAUCCUACCUGCCGUUCUCCAACCGUUCCGGGUUCUAUUGGAAUGGAGUUGCCUUGUUUCCGGACCCACCUAAAGAUGGAGUUUACCCCAACAUGAGCCUACCCGUGACCAAGGAAACAGUCCAUGCUUACGCCAAGACCAUGGUGGAGAACAUCAAGCAGAGAGCAGCGUGGUUUAGAACUAAUCAUGUACUUUGGCCAUGGGGCUGUGACAAACAGUUCUACAACUCAUCAGUACAGUUCAACAACAUGGACCCUCUGAUGAAGUACAUCAACCAGAACAGCAAAGAGUUUGGGGUAACAGUCCAGUACGCCACUCUGAGUGAAUACUUCCAGACCAUCUACCAAUCAAAUCUAACCUGGGAGGUACGUGGGAGUGAAGACUUCCUGCCAUAUUCAACCGAGCCCUACCAGGCAUGGACGGGGUUUUACGCCUCCAGAAACGUCCUGAAAGGCGUGGCGCGACAGGCCAGCUCCAGGCUGUACGCAGCAGAGACCCUCUUCACCCGCUACCGAAUCAGCUUCCCAGAUGGACCUGUGGCCAAGGACUGGGCCCUGGACAAACUCAGAGUGCUGCGCUGGGCGGUUUCUGAGGUGCAGCAUCAUGAUGGCAUCACUGGCACGGAGUCUCCCAAAGUGGCUGACAUGUACCUGCAGCAUCUCCUGCAGGCCAUGAUGGGAGCAGAGGAGCUCCUAGCUGCUCUCUUUCUGCUGCCCCACAACCUCCAGAGUCCCAGCAUCCUUGGCGAGCGCUACCCUACAAAAGCAGAUGUUGAUCAGACUUUGGAGCAGCAUGUCAUCGUUUAUAACCCUUUGGCGUGGAACAUCACCACGAUCGUCAACGUAACCGUGACGCAGCCAAGCGCAGCCGUGUUUGAUGAUGAUGGACAGCCUGUCCCUGCUCAGAUCCAGGGGUCAGCACACUCCAAUGCGACCUACGACCUUUUCAUCGUGGUGGAACUUGGAGGCCUUCAGUACAGGAAAUACUUAAUUAAGUUCCCCGAGAAUUCCAAGGCUUAUGAAGCUAAGGCCGUUUCGUUCGAGAGACGCAGCGUGAAGGACCGGGCGAAAGCAGGGAGGCGACUACUUCCUGUUCUCAGCGAAUGUUACGAACUCUUGUUCGACCAGGACACCAAUCUACUGCACAGCAUCACCUAUCUUGAGGAGAAAAGGAGAGUAAUGAUCACACAGGAUUUCUGGGAAUAUGAUGCCAAUGGAGACGUAAAAGCGGGGCCCAUUUCUGAUAACUACAUCUUCAGCGCUAAUGGUUCAGCUGUGCGGGCCUACAAGGCUGUGGAAAUGGAGAUAAUCCCAGGGAAGAUUGUCACUGAGAUCAGGCAGUACUUCUACAGAGAGGAGAGCGAUAAAGACUACGCCUACUCCAUUACCACUCGUGUCCCAGAAUGCUUUGGGACCAAGCUGCCGUGUCACAGGCUGGAGCAGACCUACUCUCUGGGCCCACUCAGCCUCAACACAGAGGUCGUACUCAGGACCAGCACCUCAGUGAAGAACAACAGGACCCUGUACUCGGACGACAAUGGCUAUCAGAUGAUGAAGAGGACAUACAGGAAAUUCACAAACAACACUUUAGCACGAAACUACUUCCCUAUGGUGCGCACGGCUUACAUUGAGGAUGACCUCAGCAGGCUGGUGCUCGUCAGCGACAGAGCUCACGGUGUGUCGAGCCAAACUGAUGGACAACUGGAGGUCAUGCUCCAUCGCCGGCUUUGGAACAACUUGCAGUGGAACCUCGGGUACAACCUGACUCUAAAUGACAGCUCUGUUGUGAGGCCCACGCUGUGGAUGAUGCUGGGCUCUGUGAGCGCAACCUCGAAGCUGUACCAAAGGGAGGCGGUGCAGCUGCAGCACAGACCUGUCGUCAUGCCCAUAGACCAGCCUCAGAAGCCCUGGCAGGUGAAGGAGCCCAAGCGUGGUUCUCCUUUGCGUUCGGUUGUUCUGCCGCCCAACCUCCACCUGCUCAGCCUCAGCAUCCCCGGGUGGAACUACUGCUCCAAUCACAGCGUUCACCUCAGCCACAUACAGUCAGGUAAAGAUUUGCACUCGCAGCCAGACUAUGAUCGGAUCCUGUUGAGAAUUAUGCAUCUCUUCGAAGAGGGAGAGGACCCCGAGCUUUCGAAGCCAGUCACCAUAAACUUAAAGGAAGCUCUGCAAGGCAUGGGCGAAGUGAAGGGCGUGGAGGAGCGUUCUCUGACAGGGACCUGGGAUAUCGCCAGUCUGCAGAGGUGGAAAUGGAAAACUGCAGAUAACUUGGAAAAAGACAACAAACAGCAGCGGAGACAGGACGACGAUUUCACUGUGACCAUCUCCCCUAAAGAGAUCAGGACCUUCUUUGUUCACUUUGUCUCCAGGAACUUUUAGGCUGAGCCUUCCUUUGUCUUCUGUGAAGAUCACUCUGCUUUACAUUAAACACAGCAGCACAUUAUAAAGCCUCUUUAUCCUUUGCUGCACUGUUCACUAAUGCUCUUUUUGCACAUGUGUUGAUUUGUUGAUCAGAUGUGAAUUUGCUGUGCCUGUUGAAUCAGAAUAAAAUGAUUGUUUUUCUUCAAA